AUGCCUUCAAUCUCUACAGUCACAAUCACUUUGCUCGCAGCGCUUUCCAGCGUUGGCAAUGCCGCUCUUUCUCGAGUCACUGACUUCGGCUCAAACCCUACGAAACUGGAGAUGAAUAUUUGGGUGCCUUCAAAACUAGCUACGAAGCCCGCGAUUAUUCUCGCGUUACACACCUGCGGCGGCACAGGCGAAGCCUACUCCAGCAUGACAAAGUACGGCACAUCCGCCGAUCAGAAGGGCUUCAUCGUCAUCUUCCCCACCACCAAGAAGGACUCCAAUUGCUGGGAAGUCAACACCACGAAGGGGCUCUCUCGCGAAGCAGGCGGCGACAACCAAGGCCUCGCCAAUAUGAUCAAGUACACGAUCCAGAAGUACGAUGCCGAUGCCAGCAAGGUCUUUGUCACCGGCGCUUCGUCCGGCUGCAUGAUGACCAACGUCAUGAUGGCUACGUAUCCUGAUCUCUUUGCUGCUGCAAGUUGCUACAGCGGUGUUGCCGCAGGCUGUCUUGCCGGAUCUCCUGGUGCCUCUCCAGGAAGCGCAGACCCGACCUGCGCCAAUGGCAAGGUUAUCAAGUCCGCGGAAGAGUGGACGAGGACGGCUAAGGCGAUGUAUCCCGGCUACAAUGGCACUUACCCGCGACUCGCUACCUGGCACGGUGUUGCUGAUAACUUGGUCUUCUACCCCAACUUCGGAGAGCAAUUGAAGCAGUGGAGUGGGCUUUUGGGUGUUUCUUUCACGAGGAACGAGACGAAUAAGCCGCAGAGUGGGUACACGAAGAUGAUCUAUGGCGAUGGAACAAAGCUUGUCGGAUACAGUGCCGCGGGAGUAGGACACAUUGUACCUGUUCACCCAACUGACGAUCUGGCGUGGUUCGGUCUUUGA
Molecule: messenger RNA, 882 nt
Organism: Aaosphaeria arxii CBS 175.79
Lineage: Eukaryota; Fungi; Ascomycota; Dothideomycetes; Pleosporales
Product: carbohydrate esterase family 1 protein
Exons: 2
Coding region: 1-882 (293 amino acids)
Cellular component (GO): extracellular region
Molecular function (GO): hydrolase activity
Source: RefSeq, a predicted model, not a curated record